AUGAAAAUUCGUGUAGAAAAUUGCAGUUAAGAAUCUAUUAUAAUGGAGUAAAUAAUAAAAGUUAAAAAAAUAAUGAAUGAUGAAGAUAAAUCAUUCAUAAUUAAUUCUUUAGGAAAUCACUUUGUAUUUUCUUAAAUUUCUGAUUAAUAUAAAUUAGAAAUAAUUUAAAAAAUGAUUUAUUGUGAAAAUUCAGCUGAUUAUAUUUUUAAAUAGGGAGAUCCUGCAACUUAUUAUUUUAUAAUAUAAAAAGGAGAAUGUUAAAUAGAAAUUAAUGGAGUUUUUAAAAAAAAGCUAGUCCCAGGAUCAGCCUUUGGAGAAUUGGCUCUUCUUUAUGGGGCAAAUAGAUCCGCUUCAGUUAAAGUUAUUGGUGUUUGCGGAUUUUGGGCUAUUGAUAGGUUUACUUUUAGAAAAGCUGUGGAGUAGAUAACUUUAUAGGAAUAUGAAGAAAAUAAACUUUUUAUUUAAAAAGUUAAAUUUUUUGAAUAAAUGACUAGUUAUUAAAAAGAUAUUAUUACUAAUGUAUUAAUUACUUAAGUUUAUAAAAAAGGGGAGAAUAUUGUAAAUGAAGGUGAUAUGGCAUCUUCAUAUCAUAUAAUAAAGAAAGGAUUAGUGGGUAUUUAUAAAGGAAAUGUUGAAUUAAGAAAAAUGAAAAUAGGAGAUUCGUUUGGAGAAUAGGCUCUUUAUUAAAACUCGAAAAGAGGUGCUACAGUAACUGCUUUGGAAGAUGAUGUUAAAUGUAUUGCUUUAGGAAGGGACAUUAUAUAGAAAGUAUUAGGAUAUAACAUUAAGGUUGCUAUGUAUAAUAAUGUUAUUCGAUGGGCAUUUUAAAAAAAUGCUGUUUUAUAGAAAUUAACUUAGGUAUAAAUUGAAAAAGUAAUAAAUAAUACUCAAUAAGCUAAUUAUAAUAAAGGAGAUAUCCUAUUUAAAGAAGGAAAUCCAUGUACUUUUUUAAUUUUUGUUUUAGAAGGAAUUCUUGUAGAUAAUUAAGAAAAAUGUAUAGUUGAAAAAGGUUAGAUUUUCGGAGAAAAAUUUCUUCUGGACAAUAAUACAUAAAAAAAUAUGGAAAAAAAUAUAUAUAUAGGUGAUGAAAAUACUUUAUUAGGAACUAUUGAUUUUGAUAUUUUCUAUUAAUAAAUUGGAGGUAAUUCUUUAGAGAAUGUAUUAAUGAAAAAUAUGAAUUCUCAUGAAAUUAAAUAUAUGAAAAUAUAUAAUAGUUCAGAACAUAAAUCUUAUCAAUCUUAUACUUAUAUCAAAUUAGAAGAUAUGAUUUAUAUUAAAAAAUUAGGAUUUGGGUAAUUUGGAAAAGUCUAUUUAGUAAAAAAUACUAUUGAUAAAAAUCAUUAUGCCCUAAAGGUUAUUUCUAAAUAACUGGUGGUCGAAUAAAGUCUAGAAAAUCAUGUUAUUUAGGAAAAAAAAGUAUUACAAGCUUGUUAGUUCCCUUUUAUUGUUAAAUUUAUUAAAAGCUUUAAAGAUAAAAUAAAUAUUUAUUUUCUUCUUGAAUACAUUAAAGGACUUGAAUUAUUUUAUGCUAUAAGAGAUAUAGGUUUAUUAUCAAUAUAUGAUUCUUAAUUUUAUACAGCAUCGCUUAUUUUAUGUGUAGAAUAUUUACAUAAAAAUUAAAUUAUAUAUAGAGACAUAAAACCUGAAAACGUAGUAGUUGAUAAAAAAGGAUAUUUGAAAUUAAUAGAUAUGGGUACAGCUAAAUUUUUGACAGGAUUAAACGGAAAAACAUUUACUAUAAUAGGGACUCCACAUUAUAUGGCUCCUGAAAUUCUUAUAGGGACAGGAUAUACUUAUAGCGUAGAUUUAUGGUCUAUAGGAGUUUGCUUAUAUGAAUUUUUGUGUGGAGAUGUUCCCUUUGCGGAAGAUAUUGAAGACCCAUAUGAAGUUUAUGAGGAAAUUAUUCACUCAGAAAUAGUAUUUCCUUAAUUUUUGAAAGAUAGAUAUACUAAAAACAUAAUAAAAUAAUUAUUGAAUAAAUAAGCAUAAUUAAGAUUAGGAGCAUCUUAUGCAUAAUUAAAGGCAAAUCCUUGGUUUAGUCAUUUUGAUUGGGAUAAACUUAUGGAAAAAAAUUUAAUGUUCCAUACAUUCCUCCUAAAGAAUAAAUUAUUUAGGAUUUAGAUAUAAUAAAAGCUGAAAUGUAAGGAAAAAAAAUAGUCAAUGAGAUAAAUAUUCGAAAGUUUCAAAUUGGGAGACUUAUUUUUGAAAAAAAAAAUUAAUUUAUGA
Ichthyophthirius multifiliis is the source of this 2226-nucleotide messenger RNA. Its product is annotated as protein kinase domain protein. The record is from RefSeq and is a predicted model, not a curated record. Lineage: Eukaryota; Ciliophora; Oligohymenophorea; Hymenostomatida. Gene Ontology annotation, biological process: signal transduction; peptidyl-serine phosphorylation. Gene Ontology annotation, cellular component: cAMP-dependent protein kinase complex. The transcript has 7 exons. Gene Ontology annotation, molecular function: ATP binding; cAMP-dependent protein kinase activity.